AUGGGCAGCCCGUGGAACAGCAGCGCCAGCCCCGGGGGCGCGGCGGAGCCCCAGCCGGGGUGGGCCCCGCUGCCACCCUGCGAUGCGCGCCGGUGCUCGGCCUUCCCCCUGGGCGCUCUGGUGCCCGUGACUGCCGUCUGCCUGGGCCUGUUCGCCGUCGGGGUGAGCGGCAACGUGGUGACCGUGCUGCUGAUCGGGCGCUCCCGGGACCUGAGGACCACCACCAACUUGUACCUGGGCAGCCUGGCCGUGUCCGACCUGCUCAUCUUGCUCGGACUCCCCUUCGACCUGUACCGCCUGUGGCGCUCGCGGCCCUGGGUGUUCGGGUCGCUGCUCUGCCGCCUGUCGCUCUACCUGGGCGAGGGCUGCACCUACGCCACGCUGCUGCACGUGACGGCGCUCAGCGUGGAGCGCUACCUCGCCGUGUGCCGCCCGCUCCGCGCACGCGCGCUCGCCACCCGCCGCCGCGUGCGCGCGCUCAUCGCCGCGCUCUGGGUCGUGGCGUUGCUCUCCGCCGGCCCCUUCUUCUUCCUGGUGGGCGUCGAGCAGGACCCGGGCGUCCUCGCCAUCCCGGAGGGAAAUGGCACGGUUCUCUUCCACCCUUCAACUCCGGCCUGGUCGUUGCCGUCUCUCGGGUGGUCGGGGUGGCCGCCACUGCCCUCGCCGUCGGGGCCCGCGGCCGCCGCCGCCGCGCUGUUCCGCCGCGAGUGCCGGCCGAGCCGCGCGCAGCUGGGCGCGCUGCGCGUCAUGCUGUGGGUCACCACCGCCUACUUCUUCCUGCCCUUCCUGUGCCUCAGUCUCCUCUAUGGGCUCAUCGGGCGCGAGCUGUCGAAGAGCCGGGGGCCCCUGCAAGGCCCCGCCGCCUUGGGGAGGGAGCGGGGCCACCGGCAGACCGUCCGUGUCCUGCUGGUGGUGGUUCUGGCAUUUAUAGUGUGCUGGUUGCCUUUCCACGUUGGCAGAAUCAUUUACAUAAAUACAGAAGACUCCCGGAUGAUGUACUUCUCUCAGUACUUCAACAUUGUCGCCCUGCAACUUUUCUAUCUCAGCGCCUCCAUCAACCCAAUUCUCUACAACCUCAUUUCCAAGAAGUAUCGAGCAGCUGUUUGUAAAUUUCUGCUCACAAGAGAGUCCAGGUAGAGAGGUUUGGGAAGAAGCCCAGACACUGGAAGGGAUGCAGGGGGGAGGGACACUGCUGGUUACACAGAGACAAGAGCUAACACAAAGAUGAUGACCUAAACAGUACAGCCAAGACACUUCUGGGACUUUGGAGAUGACAGGUCUAUACAUAAAUUGAGUCUGGUAAUGGAGGAGUGGAUGUCCUUAAAAAGAAUGGAAAGUAUGAUUGAAAACUCACAGGUUGGUUAAGAAAAUGUCCAUGUUUCCUUUUUAACCAAGCUUUUCUAGUUUCCCUUUAAUCAGUCUCUGCUCCCUGUAUCAUCUUGAAAUCUCAACAUCACAGAACAGAACAUGCUAUUGGAAAUUUUAAGUCUUUUUGUGGGUCCUAGGACUUGAACUCAGGGCCCAGACACUGCCCCUGAGAUUUUUGUAUUCAUAUCUAGUACUCUCUACCCCUUGAGCCACAUCUCCAUUUCUGGCUUUGUGUGUGUGUGUGUAUGGUUAAUUGGA
Dipodomys spectabilis (banner-tailed kangaroo rat) is the source of this 1626-nucleotide messenger RNA. RefSeq names its product motilin receptor (gene Mlnr). Gene Ontology annotation, molecular function: G protein-coupled peptide receptor activity. The transcript is spliced from 2 exons. Gene Ontology annotation, cellular component: plasma membrane. Gene Ontology annotation, biological process: G protein-coupled receptor signaling pathway. Lineage: Eukaryota; Metazoa; Chordata; Mammalia; Rodentia; Heteromyidae. The coding region runs from base 1 to 1137 and encodes 378 amino acids. The record is from RefSeq and is a predicted model, not a curated record.